Topomyia yanbarensis is the source of this 2136-nucleotide messenger RNA. RefSeq lists its product as uncharacterized. Bases 1 to 2136 code for a protein of 711 amino acids. The transcript has 2 exons. NCBI's taxonomy places the organism in Eukaryota, Metazoa, Arthropoda, Insecta, Diptera, Culicidae. The record is from RefSeq and is a predicted model, not a curated record.
AUGUCGUUGAAUAUUAAAAUCCGUGCUAAUUAUGAAGGGCAAUACUUUCGAAUAAAGGCUGGUCUGAUCUCGAAGUUGCCUCCUAUUGUUCCUGCAGUUAAUGCCUCCUUGUCCUCCCCCCCUACGGUUUCCUCCAGUCUGAAAGGGCUUAAACUUCCGACGAUCACAUUACCAGAAUUCAACGGGGAUUUCAAUGAGUGGUUAGCGUUUCACGAUACAUUCCUCGCGUUGAUCCACUCAAAUCCGGACGUUCCAGCAAUCCAGAAAUUUCACUACCUCAAAUCGGCGGUUUCAGGCGAGGCCGCACAGGUGAUUGAAUCGUUCGCUAUCAGUGCCACUAAUUACCCAUUGGCUUGGCAGGCGCUGAUAUCCAGGUAUGCAAACGAGUACCUCCUUAAGAAGAGACAUCUGCAGGCAUUGUUGGAGAUUCAACGGGUAAAGAAAGAGACGACAACUUCGUUACACGGGAUCGUUGAUGACUUCGAGCGGCAUACCAAAAUUUUGCGGCAGCUUGGAGAACCAGUGAAUGCAUGGAGUAUGAUGUUGGAACAUUUGCUGUGUGUCCGCCUUCCCGACGAUUCUCUCAAGGCAUGGGAGGAUCAUGCAUCUACGAUCGAAACUCCAUCCUACGAGUCCUUGAUCGAGUUCCUGCACCGCCGAAUUCGUAUUUUGGAGUCAAUUUCAGUGAAUCAUGCUCAUCCGUCACCACAGUAUGUCACAUCCUCUCAUGUUUCAGCAAAUCGAACUUCCUCCCACAUGAAAUCGUCCUCUAACUCUGCAUUCGAUAGUGCACCUAGCAAAUGUUAUGCUUGUGAGCAGCGCCAUCCGUUGGUAAAGUGUGCGAAAUUUGAGAAGAUGAGUCCUGCGGAUAGAUUACACCUAGUCAACGAUAAACGGUUGUGUUUGAACUGUUUUCGGAACGAUCAUUUCUCCAGAAAUUGUCAGUCGAAAUAUACCUGCAGGUUUUGCAGAAAACGUCACCAUUCGCUUCUCCACUCUGGGUUUGGGGACAACUCCGGUCAAUCCCGCUCCGACCAAGUCCCAUCUACCUCUGGCAAGGCUGCCCGUAUGACAACCAAUGUGAACUUGUCUUCUCCGUGCGACGAUUCCGCAUCUUCAGUCCUUUCCGCUGCUACAGCCAUUCAACCGAUGGAAAUCGCAUGUAGUCUACCAAUGCAAGGUGUCGAGAAAAACGUUUUCAUGUUGACAGCAAUCAUUAAGGUCGUCGAUCGCUAUGGUAAAGAGCAUUUGGCACGUGCUCUGUUGGAUUGCGCAUCUCAACCAAACUUGAUCUCUGAGCAGAUGGCUCAGCUCCUGCGGCUCAAACGAAGCAAAACAAACGUUCUGAUUCAAGGAAUAGGCAAGCAACCUCAGAACGCUAGAGAAUCCGUGCACGUCCAAAUCCUUUCCAGAAAAGAAGAAUUCUCAGUGGAUGCUGAUUUCCUGAUUCUUCCAAGGGUCACUCCUGAGCUUCCAGCACAUGAUAUUCCAUUUGAUCAUUGGAAGCUUCCAUCGAACAUUUUCCUCGCUGAUCCACAAUUCCACAAGCGUGCACCGAUCGAUAUGAUUUUAGGAAUUGAGCACUUCUUUUCGUUCUUCAAGACAGCAAACAGAAUAAAUAUCUCCAGAUCCCUUCCGAUGUUGAUCGACAGUGUCUUCGGUUGGUUAGUUUCCGGUUCCACCAACAAGGUUCCUCCCGCAGCAAAGAAUCCUCCAUGCAGCAUAGUAGCUGUAUCCUUGUUCACUCUAGAAGAGAGCGUCGAACGUUUCUGGCAGGUGGAAGAGUUGCCAACCCGAUCGGAUUACUCGAUAGAAGAGAAGCUUUGCGAGAAAGUGUUUUCGGAUACUACUUCCAGGACCGCAGAAGGGCGUUACGUGGUCCGUCUACCUCGUCGGUCAAACUUUGAUGAAAUGGUGGGAGUCUCAAAAUCGAUGGCAAUGAAACGAUUUCAACUCCUUGAGAAAAGACUUGCGCGUAAUCCAGAGCUGAAAGAGGAAUACCACCGGUUCAUGACGGAAUACCUCUCCCUUGGACAUAUGCGAUGUGUGCACGAGGACGACAGGCAAUGUUUUUCAUCGUAUCUGCCGCAUCACCCAGUAGUGAAGGAAGCCAGUACAACGACGAAGCGCUGUUAG